Molecule: messenger RNA, 627 nt
Organism: Cuscuta epithymum
Lineage: Eukaryota; Viridiplantae; Streptophyta; Magnoliopsida; Solanales; Convolvulaceae
Source: the annotation of a GenBank genome assembly
UUCUGAACAAAAAAAUACCCUAUCCAACUCUUCUUCCACUGAAUUUCUUCUCUUGCAGGAAUUUUUUGCUAAUACCAUAGAGGAAGGAAUGGUUAAUAGAGCAAUUUCGAAAGUUGGCGGUGAAAGUAUAGAAGAAUUCAUGCACGCUCUUGAUAAUGAUGGGGUAGGUCUAUAUUUUAUCUUCGAUGCUGCAGCAGAUUACCUAGCAGAAAAAUACUCAGACCGCUCCGCUACAGAAAAAUUUCUUUACUCGAUUCUGCAGAAAGUGGCCCCAGGUACUCUAGGUCUCACACGGAAAAAUUUUAAGGAGCUUCUGCGCGACUCAGGACCACACCAAAUUCUGAAGCAUAAACUACUCAAUGAUCACCCUAUCUACAAAGAAUCUCCUAUUUACAAGAAUGCACUUCUAGAACCCAAACAAGAGGAAGAAGAUGGUUUCACUUCAGUUGUCUCUAGGAAGGACAAAAAACGCAACGCCUCUUCGAUUAAGACUGUGCAAACUAGGCAGCAGUCUAAACGGGCAUAGAAUUUUUGCUUCUCGAGACUUCUUUUGGAUCCACGGUUAUAUUUGGCGUGAAUAAGUCUCAUCCUUCUUUUUCUCACCUUAUCUUUUGUACUUUCAUUUCA